Lodderomyces orthopsilosis Co 90-125 is the source of this 2337-nucleotide messenger RNA. RefSeq lists its product as uncharacterized. Lineage: Eukaryota; Fungi; Ascomycota; Pichiomycetes; Serinales; Debaryomycetaceae. The transcript has a single exon. The record is from RefSeq and is a predicted model, not a curated record. Bases 1 to 2337 code for a protein of 778 amino acids. Gene Ontology annotation, biological process: rDNA heterochromatin formation; silent mating-type cassette heterochromatin formation; regulation of transcription by RNA polymerase II. Gene Ontology annotation, molecular function: zinc ion binding; sequence-specific DNA binding.
AUGACUAACGAAGAUGAUCACAAGCAGAUGCAAAUAAAAAUACUAUAUUCGUUUGAUGAUAAUCCAACAACAUUCCUAUCAAGGUCAUCACAACAAUUUUCGGUGCAAACGGCAGAAGUUCCAAUUCACUCCUCAUUAUCUGACGAGCCUGAGCUAAUUACAUUAGGGGCACUUGAACUCCGAAGCUGUAUAAAGCAGCUACUUCAGUCUAAUCCUGAAAAUUUCAAGCUCCAUUCGGAAGAUUAUGCUGUCUAUUAUAAGGAUAUUACUGAACAACCAGAUGAGCCAUUCGUUUCAAACGGUGUGCUCUCAUCUCUAGUUUCUUCAAAAGAGUCGUGUCUUAUUCCUGGAAGAGUAUGUCAGAACGUGUCAGCCAACUUUCUAUUUGGUAACAAGAAGAAAGCAUCAUCGUUAACGUUAGAGAUCAGGUUAAAACUACAUACUAUUGAAGGUAGACCAGCUUUUCCGCCACCUGCAAAUUUGUCGCAGCUGCAGCAACAACAACAACGUCAUCAGCAACAAUCUAGACAGCCACUUUCAACUAUUAAUAGCUCACAUGUUGACAGAAAAAGGCCGUACGAGUCCCUAAACAAGUCAACAAAUUACUCAGCCAAGGCAACAAGAACAUUGUCGUUACCUUCCUAUUCAAAUAUACAAAACAUACAACAAGCUGAUCGCACCAAUACCACCACGCGAUAUAAUAGAGAAAAUGUUGAAAAUCGCUUUAAGCUGGCGCCUUUUUUUCAAGAAAAAGCAGUGUAUGAUAGUGGUAAAAAGAGACCAAAGUACUCUUCUGGAACUAUGCCACUACAACAAAACAAACCAAGUCUGACUCCGUCUCAACUAAUUCCACAAAGAGCUGUUCGUACCAGGUCUAUGUUUACAAAUACACCCAUAAUGGUCUCGUCACCGAUUAACGAAGAAACGUACUCAUCUGAUGACCCCGAAUACAAAGCUAAUGAAGAUAAUGAUGAAAAUAUUGAAGAAGAAGAGGAAGAUGAAGAUGAAGAUUACAAUGCUACUUCGCCAUAUACCCCUCAACAACCGCCAUAUGUAAAUAAGGAAACUCCACCAGAAUUACCUGAAGAUUUGGACAGCAGGCGCACUCAUACAAUCACUAGUGCCAAAUUACCCGAAAAUCAUGGAUUGGUUUGUAUCAACUCAUGUUGUCGGACUCAAUCGUCAAUUGCAUGGAAAUAUUUCGAGACGGAAUACAAGCCCCAUUUCUCAGCUCUUAUACGGGCCACUGAAUUCGAUAAAAAGCAUUAUGAGGGAAUGCUUGGUCCUUUAUGUAAUGCAUGUUUUCUUUUUUACAAAAAUAAAGGUUUCAUGAGACCCGAACAUGUUGUGAGAAAGUACAAUCAGCAACAACGAUACACUCAGAAAUUGAAAAUGAAGAACUCAAAAGAGGAGGAAUCGGAGGAUUCCAAAUCAACGUCACUUAAUGCCAUUGCUAAUAAAAAGAGUUUCCAUUCUUCACCGAAAACGUUUCCAACCCCAUCACAUACGCCAUCGGCAAUCAACCAAGUUAUACAAAAUAAGUAUCAUAGUGGUCAGAACCAUCAUCAUUAUCCAAAUCCUUUACCUUCAGGACAAACACCAGAUUACCAUGAUAUACUAAACCAACUCAAUGUUUAUGGUGGUCCAUCAACUGAUAUUGAUCCACUACCAGGUGCCACGCCACCAAUGCUUGCAACAAAGUCCAAUACUCGAAUCAUCAAUGUACCGGAUAACGAUACUAAACGAGCAACAAAGCAAAACACUACAGUUAUUGAUUUCUAUGAAACUGAAGAUAAAGAAAAUUGUCCACCACAAGAAGUCACUAACAAGGAAAUUGCGGAACUUGAUGCCAUGUUACAAUCAAUCCACGAAGAUUCAAAUACAAAUUGGAUGAGUCUUUUCAAUGAUUCAGUUAGGAAAGACGAAAAUAGUCCCAAUUCCAAAACACCAGUUGAUCAAAAUCCAAUUACAUUAUUAAAAAAAUCGUCAAUCAAUUCGCCUUCGCAUUCUUCAAAUAAACUGUCAAUGGCAAAUAUGCCUAGUUCUCCGUACUUGUCAACUCAGUCACAAGGUGAAAACAUUCAUAAUGGAUUGGACGAUGUAUUGGGAAGUGCGACAUUUAAACAAGGUGGUAGUGACUCAUCACCGCAACAUGCAAGUAGAACAGAUACAGCAACACUGUUGAUGAAUUGGCAACAUAAUACAAGUAAUUCGGCCUUGAAGGAUUUGGGUUCAACGCCUAAUACUGAUUUCUUUUCUAAUGUUGAUCAUGAUGAUGAUAAGUAUGAUGGGAAUAAGAGUGUUGAUGUGAGUGCGGAGAAUAUGGAGACUAUUUAG